Molecule: messenger RNA, 3936 nt
Organism: Protomyces lactucae-debilis
Lineage: Eukaryota; Fungi; Ascomycota; Taphrinomycetes; Taphrinales; Protomycetaceae
Product: AAA domain-containing protein
Exons: 1
Coding region: 1-3936 (1311 amino acids)
Biological process (GO): termination of RNA polymerase II transcription
Cellular component (GO): nuclear body
Molecular function (GO): helicase activity; transcription termination site sequence-specific DNA binding
Source: RefSeq, a predicted model, not a curated record
AUGUCCCCCAAUGAAGAGAUAUACAAGGCUGUUCUCAAUAUUUACAAGGAAGCGUUUCAAUCUGGUGGUCGUAUUGAAGCUUUGCGUGCAGCCUUCCAGCGCAACUUUGAAAGUACGGUCGUCGGUUUUACCAAUGCAUUCAAGCUGUGGUCGCGCGAAGCUGUGUUCAAGUCUGCCGUUCGAAUUGUGCGUUCAGCAUCCAACAUCCUCGACAUUCUCUUUAACACUCGAAAUGGCCUGGUCGUCAGUUCCGAGGGCGAUAUUGGCAAAAUCAGUGGCCCGCUUUUCAAAGAGCUCUGGAUCAGUCUAUGGAAAAUGCUUGAAACUGCAUACCGCAUGUCCCUGCCAUGGUCAGUCAACUUCAAUAAGGAGCAACUCAUCGAAUUCAUGCGCGAUGUACUGGAAUGCAGCAAUGCCCUUUUACGGUACUUUACUGGCUUUGAGAAGAUCAUCCACUCGGAAGCAGGCACUGUCAGCUCAGAACGACAAAAAGAAAUGGACGCCCUUCUGCUCAAUCAAUGUGUCACAGCGGUCAGAUCGUUGACUGCUUGGCUACGCCUCAAUGACUUGGAAUUACUCCAAUCAUGCGUGCGUUUGGUUUGCGACAUCUUGAUGCGCCUCGCCAAGUCUGGCGUUCGCAUCAAUGAGGAGAGCGUAGCUGCGUUUGACAAGAUUAUUGUGAAUAGCAAGAAAAAGAAGAACAAUCUCACAGAAGCCCAGCGAACGGAAAUCUUCAUUGCGCUCAGCGAACACACCGACUACAUUGAGAUUCCAGAUGAUGACAGCCAGGUCUCGGUGCCCUCUCGGCCUCCAUCUGCUCCGAUUGUCAUACCAGAUGCUCGGACUGUCCCUCGGACAACCAUGUCAGUGCACGAGCAGAUGAAGCAGGCUUCUGCACGCUCGAGUCAGCUGUCAGGGGAUAAAGGACGCAGCAUUUCAGCUGCCCUCAAGUCUGCUUCAGCUAUGAGUACUGUCAGACAGCCAUCUGCGCAAUCAGCUCAAGCUCGUGCCGAGUAUCUGCGGAAUCGCGCCGCUCUACCAGCUGCAUUGCGGAAGCCAGCUGCCAAAAAUGUCUCUGCGGGUGCAGUCAAGCGUGACGAAUCAUCAGCCUCUGAAUCAGACAGUGACAGUGAUACCGAAGGUCUCUUCAAAAUCAACGACCCAGCAGCAGCACCGAAGAUCAAGAAUGUCCAGAAGCGAACUGUUCAGAUGGUUGACAGCGCCACCCCUCUCAUGAGACGCCCUAUUGAUGUGCGCGCUGAGCGAAAUCGCGUGGAACAGAACUUGAGGGCAAGGACGAAUCCGGACUUGACCGGACUACAUAUGCGCUUGCUGAACUGGGAUCCAUGUCACGAUAGUCUGCUUCCGCCUGAUCAAGGGGAAAUCACGCUUGCCAACAUGGCCAAAACAUACCAGACUGCGCAUGCGUAUUCUGCCGUGGUGGAGCCUCUUUUCAUGCUCGAGACUUGGCAGCAUGUUGUCGCAUCAAGGGAUGCCAUCAAGCCGAAGGAUAAGUUUCGCUUGACCCUGCAAACUCGAUCUGCUGUUGAUCGCUUCGUUGAUCUCUUUGCCACCAUCAAGAUGGACCUUUGGCAGAAGUAUGUCAUCACAGAGCCUGAUCUGUUGUUGCUGUCAGCCACUGAUAACAUGGGCAAGGGUACGACAGGUGCUGUUGAGCGUUGUCUUGCCAAGGUGCAAAGUAUUUCCAAGAAGCGCGAUUUUGUUGAGAUUGCUCUUCGAACGGUGCCAGGCAGUGCUAUGGUCAGACAUUUGCGGCCCACUGUGGAACUCUGGGCGGCCAAGCUGACAUCACUGACGCCAACUCACCGAGAGUACGCCACGCUCAAAGCGCUGCCGUACUACGACUUGUGUGACUUGAUUGUGACUGGGCGACCAACAAAGCCUGUGCCGUCACAUUCCAGUGAUCUUGGGAAGCUUAUGCGAGCCUAUGCCGUAAAUGAACCACAAGCCAAGGCCAUCGAUGCUGCACUCAAUAGUACUGGAUUCACAUUGAUUCAAGGACCUCCGGGUACUGGUAAGACAAAGACUAUUCUCGGAAUGGUCGGCGCCUUCUUGAGUGCUUCAGCAAUACAUGGCACGGCCAUCUCCUUGCCUGGUCAACGGCAGCAGACCAAGAAAGAAGAGCCCAUCAAGCGUAAGAUUCUGCUAUGCGCGCCGUCUAAUGCCGCCGUGGAUGAAAUCGUCCUGCGUCUCAAGAGUGGCAUCUUUGACAGUCACGGGAAGCGCUAUGUCCCCAAAGUAGUUCGGAUGGGCAUGAGUGAUGCAAUCAACGUCAAUGUCCGAGAUGUGACGCUCGAUGUGUUGCUUGAUGAGAUGUUGAUGAAGAAUGAAGAGAAUCUCAAGGGCAAGAACACCUCUGGAGGCGAUCCGGCUGUAUUACGCGAGAAGCUGAAUGACACAUUGAAAGAGCGAGAUGUGCAACGCGCCCUGCUCGAGCAGGCUCGCAAGGAGGAUCGAAACACUGGUGAAAUCGAGGUGGAGAUCAAGAAGCUGAAUAAUCGCAAGACACAGCUUGGUGAGCAGCUCGACGAGCUUCGAGACAAACAAUCGCAGCGGGCAAGAGCGAAGGACAUUGAACGGAAACGCUUCCAAACGCAAAUUCUGGCAAAUGCAGACAUCAUCUGCGCGACCUUGUCAGGGUCUGGUCACGAGCUCAUGGCAAACGUUGCGGUCGACUUUGAAACAGUCAUCAUCGACGAAGCAUGUCAAACGACUGAGCUUAGCGCAUUGAUUCCGCUCAAGUAUGGCUGCACGCGAUGCAUCAUGGUCGGCGAUCCGAAUCAGCUUCCGCCAACUGUACUAUCAACUGAAGCAGUCAAGUAUGCUUACAACGAGAGUUUGUUUGUGCGUAUGCAGCGCAACAAUCCGAACGCUGUCCGGCUGCUUGCCAUUCAGUAUCGCAUGCAUUCGUCAAUCUCUCGCUUUCCGAGCAAGCAGUUCUAUGACGGUUCUUUGCUCGACGGUCCAGAGGUGGACUUGCAGACGAAACGUGCCUGGCACAACAGCACCAUUUUCGGAACCUACCGUUUCUUCGAUGUCGCCGGCCGAGAACAAGAAACGGCGUCUCAUUCAGUCUUCAACAAUGCCGAAGCCUACGCUGCCAUGGAUAUCUACAAGAGACUGCGGCACGACUUUUUCGACAUUGACUUCGACGGACGGAUAGGCAUCGUCACACCGUACAAGGAGCAAUUCAAAGUCAUUCGCACCUUGUUUACGAAGGAGUAUGGCAAUUCGAUUUUGAGUUCGAUCGAUUUCAACACAGUUGACGGCUUCCAGGGGCAGGAAAAGGACAUCAUCAUUUUUUCUUGCGUUAGGGCAAAUCCAAAACGCGGCAUUGGUUUCUUAGCGGACAAACGAAGAAUGAACGUGGCUCUGACGCGAGCCAAAUCUAGUGUCUUCAUUCUGGGAUGUGCUUCUGCUCUGAAGCAAGACGCUGUUUGGUCAGCCUUGGUACAGGAUGCACAGGAGCGAGACCUCUUCUCAUGCGUCGACAAGGGUACAUUCAGCUCGCCGACUCGAAUCGGGAACGAAAAUGCUAAUAGUCCUGUCGAGGUUCGAAUCAAGGACGAUGUUAGCAGUGACGAGGAGGGUGAAGUGAGCAGCAAACGUCCUCUGUCAACCUCUCACCAGCCAAGUAAAAAGAGGCACAAGACCCUGACUGGCUCACAAUCGGGAGACUUGCGACCGCUGGCCAUCAAGCAAGACGCACAAGCAGUGAAGAUGCCCAUAGAGAUCAUGGCGGUCAAGAAGGCGUCUGCAGCGAUCACGCCGAGGGGUGCCUCUGCUAUGCAGACUGUCAAGACUGAUAGUCGAGCACAUCCGCGGCCUCCUGCAGCUGCACAUGCCAAUCAUGAACCAAAAAUGCCGGUAAAGAACAAACCGGCCAGCUCACUCUUCAUCAAGCGCAAGCGAUAG